Molecule: messenger RNA, 2001 nt
Organism: Alnus glutinosa
Lineage: Eukaryota; Viridiplantae; Streptophyta; Magnoliopsida; Fagales; Betulaceae
Product: WPP domain-associated protein
Exons: 4
Coding region: 1-2001 (666 amino acids)
Source: RefSeq, a predicted model, not a curated record
AUGGAUGAGUUCUUUGGUGGGAUGGACGGUCGAUGCAGAGUUUCUAUAACCGAUUCGACCAUGAUGUUGAUUGUGCACCAAGCAAUGGACAAAGCACACGAGAAAGUAAAAUCCAAAGAAGGAGUUGUCGAGCGCUUGAAUGAGAUGUCAAAGUUCUAUGAGUUGGCGGUAAUGCAGUUAGAAGGGUGUCUCAAGUUUGUUCAAGAAGAGACAGAUAGCUGCCUUCUUGAGAGCAAUCACGAGGAGGUACUCGCAGACUUGAAAGAGAUUAGAGACCGCCUUCAAGGACGUUUAAAUGAAUCGGAGCUGGCUAUUUCAGACAAGGACAGGGAGUUAACAGAGAGAGUAGAGAAUGAAAUGAAGCUUAGGCAAGCUUUGGAGGUGAAAGAAAGAGAAGUGGUUGCCUUGCGUUCUGAUCUUGAGAUUGAAAGGAGAAAGAGUGAGGGGAUUGAGGAGUUUGAAGAUAGAGAUGCUGAGUUUUGUGAACUGAAGAAUUCAGUGGAUCAACAGGUGUGGAAUAUCAAACAGAAACUUGGGCCUGAUGAAGAAAGAAACAGAGGCAUUGACAACAAAAAGAUUGAACAGAUGGGGUUGGACAUAGACAUGUUGAAGGAAACUUUAGAUCUUGCUUUUGAAAAGAUGCAAAAGGCUAUUUUUUUGUCUGAAAUGGGGCCAAUAGAGCAGCAAUGGAGAUGGUCUAUAGAGAAAGAUACCAUCUGUAUAUUAAUUAAAGGCUUAAUGAGUACUAUCCAAGAGAGUGACACUUUGGCAGAUGUCUGGGAGAAGAUUGAUAAGGUUUCAGUUUCUUAUGCAGUAAAUGAUCAAGAGGAAGAACUAAAUGAGAUAAUAAGGAUGCUAAAACAAGAAAAAGAAGACGCGAAUUUGCAAACCAUGAUAAUAGAGGAGACCUAUGUUACCCUUCUCAAAGGUUUGAUGAAGGAAUUUUUCAUUGAAUUAUAUAAUUAUGAUUUAGAGUGCCUGAUACGUGAGGGUAUAGAGAAAGGUUUUUUCAGAGAAACGAUUAUACAGUGGAAUGAGAGGUUUGAAAGCAACAAAAUUGAGGCCCAGAUAAGAGAAGAGAUAUAUUUCAUUGUCUUUAGAGAGGCAUUGAAGGAUCACGACUUUGAAUCAUCAGAUUGUCAAUAUAUCAGGGAUGAUCACAAUAAUAUAAUAGGAGACAUGCUCUCUGCUAACACGACAUAUAAUGGUCCAAUGGUCAGCGGGGAGGAGAAUUUAACUCAGAUACCAGAUUCUCAGUCACAAUGUUUUCAGGAGGAGGAGGAGGAACAAACAGAAAACCUUGAGCUUGUGGGCUUGAAAAGUGAAGAGAUGGAAGAGCAGGAGAUAUUAAUUGGUGAGGAACAUGAUCUCAGUUCAGUAAGUGGCAAGCUAGAGAAGGCCUUGCACCAGUUGGUGAGGAGUAAGGAACUAUUAGGCGAGUUGGGAUGUAGUUUAGGCAUAACAGUUGGUGAUUUAGAAAAGUUUCAUGCACAUGUUGGAGGCCCCUCCUUUCUCCUACCAAAAGAUAAUGAAGAGGGGCAAUUAGAUGCAUCUGAUUCUGUCUUCUCACCUCUCCCAGUGUUACUGCAAGUGCUUGUGAAUUUUGAGCGUGUAGUACACCAAAAAUUAGGAAUGAACAUUUUGAGGUUGGAAGAGGUGAAGUACAAUAUAGAUCCGCUUGUUGAGCUUGUUGCUUCGCAGAGAAAUAAGGCAUUGCUUUACAGGAAGGCAUUUGUUAGGCGAUGCCACAAUCUGCACAAGGCUGAACUUGAGGUUCUGAACUACAAUUACGUUCCUCACAUAUUAUGUGUUUAUCCUUUAAACGCGUUGGUAGAUUUGCUUGGCGAUCAAGUGGAUGUGCUUCAAGGCCUACUUGAGAAGAUAUACACAACGCUGCAUCACUAUUCCCCAGCUUUGCAGCAGUACUUUGAGGUCUCAGACAUUUUGAAUCUGAUUAAGAAAGAACUAACUGGAGGAGCUGUACGUUCAUAUACCCAAUGA